This is a messenger RNA of Trachymyrmex cornetzi, 3631 nucleotides long. RefSeq names its product tudor domain-containing protein 7 tapas (gene tapas). The record is from RefSeq and is a predicted model, not a curated record. The transcript has 15 exons. The coding region runs from base 65 to 3013 and encodes 982 amino acids. NCBI's taxonomy places the organism in Eukaryota, Metazoa, Arthropoda, Insecta, Hymenoptera, Formicidae.
UCAGUCGGAAUAACAGAUAUAACUACGUCUACUUGUGAUCUCUCUUUUAUGAGAGAGAAUCACAAUGGAUCAAGAGGAAGUGAUAAAGAAGUUGCGAUCAUGUCUGAUAUCAUGCAAGGGUGGUAUCAAACUAGAGAAUUUAAGGACGGACUAUCGAGUGAUAACAGGAGAACUAUUACCUUUUAAACAACUCGGAUAUUCCUCUGUCGAAGCUUUUAUACGCAACGUACCAGAUGUUACAGUGACCAAAAAAAAUGGAGAACUGUUUGUGGAAGCAUUACCUUCGAAAACAUCCGCGCAUCUUACGAAAUUAGUUUCACGACAGAAGAGUACGAAGAGAAAAAUACGACCACCAAAAAAAUGGACUCCACCCCGACAUGUGAAAGGUUUUUCGUCUAGUUCUAGAAAUUUUUCUGGUUCUAGAAGUCAUAAUCUGAACAGUGGUUUUUACCCUGCUAGAAGUAAUUAUAUUUCUUCUUCAAAUUACUUUACUAGCUCAACACCUGACAAGAGUAACUCGUAUACAGAUUUUACCAGACCUGUACCUCUUAUGGAAACUAUAGUACAGUGUCCGUAUCCGCUCAAUAACACGAAAUCAAGUUUCACACCGACUACACCACCAUCAAGUAUAUGCAAUUCUCCAGUAUCCACAUUUCCCAAAAGACUGACAGAUAAAGUGACAAUUCCAAGUUUAUCGACUGUAAACCAAAGUGAUAAUUGUAUCGAAGAUGUAAGAUUCAAAGUAUUAAAUGACAAUACAGCUUCGUCUGUGAUAAAUCAAAAACCAAAGACUGUAGAAACGAAACCCCCAAAACUAAGUGACAGGCUCAAAAUUACUCUUCCUAAAACACCUUUACCACCAAUCAGCAACUACAACAAUGGUUAUACAUCUAUGCCUAUUCCAUCCAUUGUUAAUGUUCCACAGUAUGAAAAGGCGGUUGCACCGCUAUUGGAGGCUCUUGAUUCUCGGAAAGAGUUGGAGAUUCGUGCUAACAUGUUAAACUUGCCACUACCAAUUUAUAAAAUGUAUUCAAAGAAAGAGAAACAUUCUGUCAAAGUCACCAUCUAUGCCAGCGUGAAAGUUGGUUCACAUACAUUCCACACAUAUCCAGAGGACGCAGCGACUGAAGAGGAAGCCGAGAAAAUUGCAGCACGUUUAGCUCUGGGACAUCUUGCUAAGGAAUCGACGAGCUCCGAGGUCACGACUGCCGAUGCAGAAUUAAUUAAAAAACGCAUUUUAAAAAUUAUAACCACGCAUCAUAGUGGGGUCUUCAUGCAUCUAUUACCCGAAUAUUACAACGAACAAUAUGGGGAGGCUCUGCCCCACAAUUGGCAAACAAUUAUUGAAAAAUGCGUGGAUAUAAAUCAAGAGAAAGGUGUUGGGGAUUCCACGAUACUUUGCCUAACUUCCCCAACUUUGAAACGAUUGGACAGUAAUUCCGCAUCCAAGAAUAUUCCUGAGAAUAUUCUUCUGACUAACAAGAAAAUACAAUUGAAUCCGAUUGGACCCGCCACGCCCAGUAUAUUGCCAGUACCUGAAGCACAUAUUUGGCAAGUAUGUGUAACUUAUGUUGUAAACACCGUUGAAAUUUGGGUUCGCCUAGGCGAUGACAAUAACGAAUUUGUUGAUAUGACAAAUGAAAUGACAAGUUAUUAUGAUAAAAUAAAUAAACCUAUCUCGUCCGUGGCAUGCGUACCCGGCGAUUUCUAUGCCGUACUCGAGGAAAGUUAUUGGCAUCGAGUUGAGUGCACAGAUUAUGACAAUGAAACCGGAAUCGCCACAGUAUUCUUUAUCGAUCAGGGAUACGUGGAGCAAUAUAAAUCUGGCCUUCUGCAUCCUUUGGACAAAAGAUUCAACAUUCUUCCAUUUCAAGCUAUAAGAGUAGGUCUUCAAGGAUUAAAAGAGUUCCGCGAUUGCGCCCAGAUGGUAACUGAGAUCGAAAAUCAUCUUUUAGUCGAUCAAUUGCUUUAUGUGGAAGUACAUGGUAUGGAUAGCGAUGAAUAUGGUUCAUAUGUAACGGUAACUUUUUACGACACCAACAAAGGAGACGAAGAUAUUGAUAUGAACCAAAUCCUAAUUGACAAAAUUUUGGAGGUCAUGGCUGUUACGUUUAAAAUGCGUGUAGGACAAUUAAUCGAAUUAAACGUCACGCAUAUAGACGAAUAUGGUAAAGUUUAUACGCAGUUAAACUCGUUUACCAAAAAUAUAUUGAGUAAUGAAAAUAUGUUUCAAUUUGCUACAAACAAUACGACGGUGAAUGCGAUUAACUUUACGAAAACAUACCUUGUGGAGUGGAAUUCGCAAUGGUAUAGGGCAAGAGUGACUGACAUUCCUGCCGAGCAAGAAGUAGUGGUAUUUCUGAUUGACGUUGGUAAAAUUGUUUUGAUACCGAGAGCAAAUCUAUUUCACAUAGACAGAACAUCAAAGGCUCUACAGUACAUCCCUCCGCAAGCAAUGCAAAUCUUUUUACACAAUAUCGAUCAGUCAAUGUACAACAAGAGAUUCGUGGCAAGAUUCCAAGAAUUAGUUUCGGACACAGAUAUGCUUGUAGCGAGAGUCAUUAGGAUCAGCAAUUCUGGAGUUCCAGUGGUAGAGAUUUUCAAAAGACUUGGACCGAGUAACAUGUUGGCUUCGAUAAAUACAUCACUGCUUUAUGCCGGCGAACUAUCGAAAAUCAACGAAGAUAGCAAUAAUAAUAAUAAUAAUAAGUCCAAGAAACGAUUGGAUCGCAAAAAUACUCGCGCUCCCGAGAUCGUCGGCAAAUUGAAUCCACCUAAAAUUUCAGACAUCGGUCAGUAUUUUGAUGUCCACGUAACAUUAGUUGCGCAUCCAGGACACUUUAUCGUGCAACCGUUGAACAAUGCUAAUCAGUUAAGAGAAAUGAUGAUGGACUUACGAAAUUACUACGAUACAAACAAUAAUCCGCCUUUUGAGUCUGUGAGUGAAAGCAAACUCUAUGCAGGCAAACUCCAAGAUGAUUGGUAUAGGUAUGCACAUCACUUCGCAAUAUAAAAAAGAAAUGUAUCAGUAUAUCUCUGUGACUAUGGCGACGUGACGAUAAUAUCUAUCAGCAAUUUGCAGCCGUUGAUGAGUAAAUUCUUAAAAUUACCAUAUCAGGCAGUAAAGGCUAAACUCGUUGGAAUAGAGCCUUUAAAUGUUGACUGGACGGUGACCGACUGCGUCAAAUUUAAGGAUUUAGUGCUUGAUAAGAACUUCGUCUCUGUAAUCGUGGAAUCGGUAAUUGACAGUCUCUCGCCAGUCAAUGGUACCAUGUUGGGUUUAAAACUGAUUGACACUAGCACUGAAAAAGACGUAUACAUUGAUAAGUUAUUAGUAGAAGAAAAGCGUGCCAAAUACAUCGAAGGAGUUGAAGGUCUUCCUUCUUAGUUGAUUAUAUCAGUCGACAAUUAGAAAUAUCUAUUUUUUCUUUAUGAGUAUUGUUAUCCUAUGACGCCGUGAUAAUGGAUCGCUUAUAUAUGUACCAACUGGUCAUGAAAAAACGACGCAAGGAAUGUUUUUAACAAGGAAAUUCAUGGAAAUAUUCCCUUUCGAUUUUGAUGAACUUUGAUUAUGUUGUGUUCUAAAAAAAAAUAACACGUAUUUUUUUUCUAAAGACCCAAUCGCACGUUC